AACUAACCUAAAAAAAUAUUAUGCUUUAAGACAAAGCCCUCUUUCCAUUGGUGGACAUGAGAAUUCCGGGACCCGGUCCGGCGAACAGCAACGGUCAUCACACAACAAGCAACGGUGUCCACGGUUGGAUUAUUCAUCCCAACCUCCGAGCAAACCCAUUUCUUAAUCAAACAAGCGCGCCAUAAUUUCUCAAACAGAUUCGCGAUUGCUUCUUCUAAUUCGAUCACACUCAUCGAUUUCCCCUAAAUCGUUCAUGGCUCACGACGUAGAAAAAUCAACCUCCGUCCCACCAAUAGAACCGCCACUCGGCUCCACCGUGAUCCCAGUAGUGAACAAGCUUCGUGAAGUACUGGCAAAGGUCGGUGGGGGAGAUUCGGAAUUAGAGUUGCCGCAGGUGGCUGUCGUUGGCAGCCAAAGCAGCGGGAAGUCGAGUGUUUUAGAAGCCCUUGUCGGCCGUGAUUUCUUACCCAGGGGUUCCGAUAUUUGCACUCGUCGUCCCCUGCUUUUGCAGUUAGUACGUAGUAACGAAGAAGCCGGUGAAUUUGGCGAGUUUUGGCACUUGCCAGGGAGGAAGUUCUUUGAUUUCUCCCAGAUUCGUGCAGAAAUUCAGGCUGAAACUGAGAGGGAAGCAGGAGGUAAUAAGAGGGUUUCAAACAAACAGAUUUGCUUGAAGAUCUAUUCACACAAAGUUCUUGACAUGACAUUGGUUGAUCUUCCUGGAAUGACAAAGGUUCCAGUAGGAGACCAGCCAUUGGAUAUUGAAGCACAAAUCCGUGAAAUGAUACUCUCCUACAUUAAGCAGCCACGUUGUAUAAUCUUAGCCAUUACACCUGCAAAUUCAGAUUUGGCAAAUUCGGAUGCACUUCAAAUGGCAGGGAUUGCUGAUCCUGAUGGUCAUCGUACAAUUGGUGUAAUUACAAAGUUGGAUAUUAUGGACAGAGGCACUGAUGCCUGCAAUCUUUUGCUUGGCAAAACAAUUCCUCUUAAACUUGGUUAUAUUGGUGUUGUCAAUCGUUGUCAAGAGGAUAUUAAGCUUAAUCGUGGAAUACACGAUGCACUUGCAUCUGAAGAGGCUUUCUUCCAAAGUCAUCCAGUGUAUAAUAGAGUGGCAGAUUGCUGUGGGAUCCCUAAAUUGGCCAAGAAAUUGAAUAAAAUUUUUGUACAACAUAUCUUGAAAAUGCUUCCAGAUUUGAAGUCUAGCAUUCGGUCUAAAUUAGCUAUUGCUUCCAAGGAGCAUUCUAAUUAUGGACACCUUCCACGAAAACCUGAUCAAGGAUCAUUGGUUCUAAACAUUCUUCUCAAGUACUCCAAAGCUUUUGUGUCAAUGGUUGAUGGAAGAAAUGAAGAAAAGUUAACAUCUGAGGUGUAUGGUGGGGCCCGAAUUCAUUACAUCUUCCAGUCAAUAUUUGUGAGCCGAUUGGAAGUAAGUUAUAGUUAUAAAUUUAACACUUUAUAUGCUAAUUCUCAUUAUUAUUUCUAUAAAAUUAUAUAUUUCAUAUGUCAAUUGUCACAGGAAGUAGAUCCAUUUGAGAGAUUAACUGAUCAAGACAUCCGCACUGCAAUCCACAAUGCAACUGGUCCUAGAUCCGCUUUAUUCGUGCCCGAGGUUCCAUUUCAAGUUUUGGUUCGAAGACAAAUAGCUCGGUUGUUGGAUCCUUGUCUUCAAUGUGCUAGACUUGUAUACAAUGAAUUAGUAAAGAUCAGCCAUAGUUGUCUAGUGCAUGAACUACAACGGUUUCCUGUUCUUAAGAUGCACAUUAAUGACAUUGUUGGGAGUUUUUUAUUUGAAGGUCUUCAACCUUCACAAACAAUGAUUGGACACUUAGUUGAAAUGGAGAUUGAUCAUAUAAACACAUCACAUCCGAAUUUUAUUGGAGGAAACAAAGCAGUGGAGGUUGCUUCACAUCAAGUUAGGUCGUAUAGGUUGGGUUCAACAACACCUAGGACAAGGGAUGGAGAAGAUUCUGAAGCUUCCGGAAGCAAUCGGAGAUCUACUGCUAUUGUUGUUAGAUCUCCUACCAAUGGAAUAGUUCCUGAUCAGGGAGUAAGAUCGGUUGCAGAUAUUGAGAAAAACGGAUCCCCUGGAAGUGAGAGGAGUUCAAAUUGGAUAAUUUCGUCAUUUUUUCGUGGGAAAGAGGUUCAAAGCCGAGGAAUAGAUGCUUCCGGAAGCAACUCUGACAAUGGAAUCCUUAAUCACAAGGAACAUGGUUCAUCUAUAAUACAUCUUAGAGAGCCACCAUUGAUGUUGAAUUCAUCAGAAAUGCAUUCAGAACAUGAAGCUGUUGCAUUGGCAGUUACAAAACAGUUAUUGGAAUCAUAUUAUACAAUUGUUAGGAAAAAGAUUCAAGAUUCUGUUCCUAAAGCAAUCAUGCACUUUUUGGUGAAUCACACAAAGAGAGAGCUAUGCAAUGUCUUAAUUGAGAAUAUAUACAGGGAGAGCCUUUUUCAAAAAUUGCUACAAGAAGCUGAUGAUGUAUCUUUAAAGAGGAAGCAUGUUGAAGAAACUCUCAUAGCUCUUCAAGAGGCCUCAAAACUAUUAGAUGAGUUACCAAUCGAAUCUGCAACAGUCUAAACAUAAGGGUAAAAUGGUCAUUUGUUUGUAUUGAGACAGUUGAUUCGGUCAAAAAAAGAAAGAGUCGUGUGUAUACAAACGUUUUAUCCAUACAAGAGUUAACAGGACAAGGUCAUAAUCGACUUUUCCUAAGAAGAAUGAGUGAGCAAUUUGAAGGUAGGCUUUUGAUCUUUGGCAUUAUAUAUUCUUAUAAUGUUGUACAUAAUUUUUUAUUAUGACCAAAACAUUUCUAGGUUUUGUAGUUGAUGGAUGUUAUUGUUGUAUUGGGUUUUUAAAAAUAAUUGUAACGAAGUUAUUACAAUUGACGAAAACAUAGUGAAAAUAAGAAUCACGAUACUUGAUAAGUGA
This is a messenger RNA of Lactuca sativa (garden lettuce), 2920 nucleotides long. Its product is annotated as dynamin-related protein 3A. Gene Ontology annotation, molecular function: GTPase activity; GTP binding; microtubule binding. Lineage: Eukaryota; Viridiplantae; Streptophyta; Magnoliopsida; Asterales; Asteraceae. Gene Ontology annotation, cellular component: membrane; cytoplasm; microtubule. The record is from RefSeq and is a predicted model, not a curated record.